CUACUCCUCCUCGGACCCGCUGAGCUCGGUUAGCAAUGUCUCGGAGCGCAGAACCCGCGCUGAGGUGUUCGAGGAGCCGCUGGACGCGAUGAGAUAAGAUGGAGGAGGGCGACGCGGCGGCGGGUUCGUCUGUGGCCGUGGACGACGGGUGCUCGCGCGGUCCAGAGGUCUUGUGCCUGAUGAGAGUCGGGAGGAACUCGGACUGGCUCCGGCUGCUCGAGGACUUCGAGGUGUCCAUCGGACGGGGUGUGGAUGUCACCUAUCAGCUGCUGUCUCCCAGCUGUCCCCUCAUGAUCUCCAGGCUGCACUGCACCUUCAGACAGAGGGAGGACGGACAGUGGACGGUCACCGACAAGAAGAGUCUAAACGGUGUUUGGGUGAAUGGAAACCGCAUCCACGCCGAAAAAGCCCAUCAGCUCCGGCUGGGAGACUCCAUCCAACUCGGGGUCCCGGUGAGCGGGACCAAGGUGGAGUUCGACUACAUCCUCGUGCAGCGGCCGCUCCAAGACAUUAAACCUUUCCUCGCAAAGGGACAAAGAGACGGCGCCAAAGCAGCACACGUUGCCAAAAAGACCAAGAGGAAGUUGCCUGUGGAAGAAGUCGAGCCGUCUACCUCAAAGCCAAAACUCUACCGCCUCUCCUCUUCCGACAAGUCUUUUGCCAAGCCCUGCCCUUUGUCCCCGGUGGAACACCAGCCGAGGCUCGGUCCCGGCGAACCAGAGAACACCGGGCCUGUCGGACAAGGAGAGGAAGUGGAGCAGCCCUCCAAUGACUGCAGUGACCCCUGUGAGCUGGACAACCUGCAGUUGAUCAACCAGAAUUUGCAGCUGCUUAGGGACCAGGCGGACGACGUCCAGAGACGGUUAGCGUCUCCGGAGGGACGAUCACAGCAGGCCGACCCUCUCGGGGGGGAGCAGGUCCGUGAGCCGCAGGGUCAGCUGGAGACGCCCGGAGACAAAAUACAUCGGAUGGAGACGUUAGAAAAAACCUUCAGCGAAACAAAGAGGCAGCUGGAGGCCGCGAAGACACAACAACAAGACGAGCUUUUGAAAAAACAGCUGGAAGACGCCUUGCAAGAGCAAAAGAAAGUAAUAGAUGAACUCGCCCACUCUCGGCAAGGCUUCGAAGAGAUUAUAUCGGCCAAAAACAAAGAGCUUGAGGUGACAAAGGAAGAGAAAGAAAAAGUCACACAAGUAACAGAAGUUCUGGAGAACGAGCUUCAGUGCAUCAUCUGCUCCGAGCUCUUCAUAGAGGCAGUCAUCCUGAAUUGCGCUCACAGCUUCUGCUGUUACUGCAUCAAGCAGUGGCGCCAGAAGAAAGACGAGUGUCCCAUGUGCCGACAGGCCAUCCAGUCUCAGACCCGCUGCCUGGCGCUGGACAACUGCAUCGACGGCAUGGUGGACAACCUGAGCCUGGACAUGAGGGCGAGACGCCAGGCGCUCAUCACAGAGAGGAAAGCCGCUGACUCUUCCAUGGUGAUGGUGAUACACGACGACGACAGCAGCAUUAGCAGCCUGAGCAGCAGGAGCAGCAGGAGCAGCGAAAGCGAGGAGGAUAGCAGGAGCAGUCACAGCAACGACAGCCUCAGCUUGGAGGACUUGUGUUCUCUGUCCAGUGAUAACUCCGAUGGAAGCUUAGAUGAGUUUGAGGACUAGCCCCGGUUCUCCUCCGGGCUCUGAUGUGAACCGGAUUUCUUUCUGCUCCCGGGACAUUUAAAGUAUUUAGCAAAAGUUGGUCUUGUAAUGAGUCCAGUAACCAGACUAAACAGAGUUUUUUUUAUUAUUAUAAUUUUUGGUGAAAUUAUCAGUUGUCUUUUUGUCUAUAUUUUCAACAAAAGGAAUAAAGUUUCUGCCUAUGCAUUUUCAUAGUCAUAUCCUGUGUUUUGAACCACCAAUCGACUAUGUACAAGCACCGACUCUUUGAGUUUAGGGUUCUGAAAAACUCAUUUCCAACUGAUAGAAGUGUUCAAGUCAAAUGAUCCCUGCCUUCAGAAGGUGUGAUGCUUGAAAGCACAGACUCUAUGUGAAGAUGGACAACAUGACCGCUCCUCAAAAGCAAAGCCAAAGCGCCCCAAUCGAAACGGGGUGAAACGUCAUGAUUGACAGCUGAGACUGACUCACGAUUGGUCAAGAGUGACUAUCGGUGCUAUCUCUCUAAAGCUGAAGACUGGUGUUUUUUUUUUUUUUACCACGCUACCAGUUCAGCUUUACUAACGUCUGUUGAUCACUGAGAAAUCUUAACAACCAUAGAUCAACUUAGAAGAAAAGUAGGAACAACCUGCUGAGGUCCUCGUUAGAGGAAAGUAGAUGUUUCAACUGUCUUUCAGAUGUUGUUUGAUGCUCCCUAUAGUGAUGCACUGCUUUCCAAUUGUUGACAUGUCCACCUGGGAGUUGUCUGUCGCACCCACAGGCUGAAAGGCUCCAGGGCAACAGAGAAGGGGGAGCGUUAAUCAGCCCAUAGGUCUUCUCUCCGCUCUCACUGGUCCUGACUUACAUAGAAAAGCAAUUGAAUGAUGUGACAAAUUCGUGUUCACCAGUAAGCAAAACCUGAAAUUUAAACCUGUGCAUUUUUUUAUUUUUCUAUUUUGAAUGUGCUACAUAAUUUUUGAUCCCAUUUUCAAAAGGAUUUGUUAUUUUUUUUUAAAUACAAUCCUGGAAAGUUAUUAGCAUAGCUGCUCAUAUAUAAAAGCCAGAGAUCCUAACUUACUUUCAGCAAUAUUACACAUUUAAAUCUGUAUUUUUGUCAACAGCCAACUGUUUGUGUAGGUGUCAUAUCCAUAUUCAAAAGUAGAUUGUUUUUCUUGCCAAGAAAUAACUAAUUUAGCCAAAUCUUUCCACCUUUGGAUGAUUACACACAUGCUGCGCUGCAUAGCAACUAAUGCAGCAGCCCCAUGGGUGUGUGAGCAAAUGGCCGCGAUGGCACCGGCUCUAUCAGCGAGGGAGAAGGUAAUUCAUGUCAUCUUGCUCUAGUCAGACAGUGUCGAUGGCAUUAAUAAUCACUAGCAAUCAAUACUCCAAUACCAAACCUGUCAUCCACAUGAAACCUCCCGCACACUGAAAGAGGCACGAGCAAACAGAGGCUCUGUCACUCGUUUGUAGACGUGUUAUUUAGGAGUGAAGGACAGAAACGGUUAAAGAGGAAAAUAACUUUUUCACAGAGGGCACUUGAACCGGAAAAACAGGGGUUAAUAAAAUGAUUAAUGGUUGAA
Platichthys flesus (European flounder) is the source of this 3208-nucleotide messenger RNA. It is a transcript of the gene rnf8, whose product is annotated as ring finger protein 8, E3 ubiquitin protein ligase. The transcript has 9 exons. The coding region runs from base 99 to 1655 and encodes 518 amino acids. The record is from RefSeq and is a predicted model, not a curated record. Gene Ontology annotation, biological process: protein K48-linked ubiquitination; ubiquitin-dependent protein catabolic process; double-strand break repair. Gene Ontology annotation, cellular component: cytosol; ubiquitin ligase complex; site of double-strand break. Gene Ontology annotation, molecular function: ubiquitin protein ligase activity; histone binding. Lineage: Eukaryota; Metazoa; Chordata; Actinopteri; Pleuronectiformes; Pleuronectidae.